AUGCCUAGCCAUCCAUAUGCCACCGGUGCCAUAUAUACACGUUAUCCUAAUCCAUCCUCUGAGCAUGGCCUACAGCAUGACCUUAAAGUAUCUGAUUAUGCUGGGCCACAUCCAUCAGCCUACGACCCCCAACUCCCUUCGAAUACUGCUACAACCGACGUCAGCAUGCGUCACAGGCUCCCACCGCGGGCAAUGCAGCCGGGUGUAAUCUCACAUCCUUACGCUGCUCCAUUAAGCGAGCCGGUAAACUCGCAUGCACGGCAGCCUAGUAACUCUGUCCUUCCUACGCUUCCGGUCCCGCCAAGCGCUGUGCAUGAAGAUAAUGGUUUCCCAUCUGGUAACCACAUAUCCAUCAGUAGUCCUGACUUCGAGAAGUAUGGCGUUGGUGAGGCUCUUGUGUUCGCUGCGCCAUUGCGAGACGAGCAGGAAACUGACUCCGAGGAUCAAUCUUUCGGAACUAUCAUCCCGUGCCAGCAGGAUACUCUGAGUCGAAUCGUAGACAAGGGGAAGGCCAAAGACUCGACACCCGCGCCCAUGGCCUCCAAUAUUAGUCGAUACCGGAUAUCCGGUUCUGACUCUGUGGUCGUUUCUACUCGUCCUCCGAGUCUGAUAUCCGUGACAGCAAUCGAAGGCAGGGACGCCACCCACUCUCCUGGUGCCCUCCGUACUACGACCAACAUCACAUCCGCACAUCUUGUUAUUUCAGGUUUGGAUAAUGAUGAUCUGGACGAAUUUCAAGAUUUGUUCUACAGGCCUCCCCAGAGCAGGCCGUCCAGUGGAAAAUCUAGCGUAAAACAUCAGGAUGCAAGCGAAACCAGCAGGGGUAUACCGUCGGAUAUUCAUAGCUCUUAUUCUGGAAGCGCACUCACCAACCUCAUGCGCAGCAUGAGCGAGAUUGGAGAACUGCAUGUGGCGGCCUCGGAUCUCUCCCAUGGGCAGAGGUCAGGCGGGCCAGGGGAUCAACGAUCGGAUGAACUAUCUCAAACGUAUGUUUUCAUGGACAUGUCGAGGACUCCUUCACCGGUGCAGGUCGAUCCCUGCGCUGUUACCGAGUCGCCAGUACAACUUUACGAAGCACCCUUUGAAGCGAGUGUUCCAGAAGAUAUCGAAUCCUCUCGAGCAUCUUCUCCUCUGAUCGCCUCACAAGAGAAUGACACUUUUGGUCACCGCAUCCGGCAAGAUGUUGUUGACGUUGCAGGAAAAUCCACCAUUCACCAGAGCUCUCGUAGAAGCUCUGCAUACGCCUCGAUCCACGACGCCGCCGAAGAAGCUGACCUGGUCAGUCCCAUCUCGUUCAUCCAAUCGCCGCCUCCCUCUUCAGAUACCAUGCGAUCGAGCUACAUGACCAGCGGGUCUGAGUACUCACGCAUGUCCACCCUCUCCGAUUUCCCCGACCCUCCCGCGCAACCCUCCAUUCUUCAAGUUUAUGUCGAUGCUCCUACACCACUCCAGCAGUCAGAGAGCUUUGAGGGGACCGACUGUCCUCAAUCUGGGUCCCGCGUCUUCAGCUUGGAGAGUCAUCACACGACCUUCGGUGGUAGUGAUGACAUGGACCUCAUUACACGGGUUCACAGGUCCGAGCUUUGA
This is a messenger RNA of Suillus subalutaceus, 1587 nucleotides long. RefSeq lists its product as uncharacterized. The record is from RefSeq and is a predicted model, not a curated record. Lineage: Eukaryota; Fungi; Basidiomycota; Agaricomycetes; Boletales; Suillaceae. The transcript is spliced from 2 exons. The coding region runs from base 1 to 1587 and encodes 528 amino acids.